UGCAACAGCCUGGGCGAGUCCCCACCCCGUUCGGCUCCUCCUGGUCCCAUGCCCUGCGCUGGGCUUCCCGAAGGCCGGCGGCAGGGCUUUAUAUGCUGCCUCCUGCCUGGCACAGAGGAGAAGGCUUGCCUUGCCUGUUCACCUUCCUCCUUGCUGCUGCGGCUGCAUCGCCAGCUCUGCGCGCCGCCUGCAAACCAUUGGAGAUUUGCAAGGAACUCCUCCUGGAGAAUCCAGCGCUCGGGACGGCCAGCACCAGUCUCCUCCCUCUCCCCUCCCUCUCCCCGCCAGGUCAGCCUCGCUGCGCCGUGCCCUGCGCUCGGCAGGCACGUCUAAGCCGGGUCCUGCCUGCCCUCCAGCAGCUCCCCCUCUUCCUCCUCCAGCUGAUCGAGGCUUCGUGGCUGGCUGCACGGUUUCAACAAGAUGGCGGGAUCGGUGGCAGAGAGGGACGCGGUGAAAAUAGAGGACGGGCAUUUGAACAACUCUUUGGGAUCCCCCGUACAAGCCGAGGUGUAUUUCCCACGACUGGUUGUCCCAUUCUGUGGGCACAUCAAAGGAGGAAUGAGGCCCGGCAAGAAAGUCUUAAUCAUGGGCAUCGUGGAUCUCAACCCAGAAAGUUUUGACAUCAGUCUCACGUGUGGGGACGCGGAUGAUCCUCCUGCUGACGUAGCUAUUGAACUGAAAGCCAUAUUCUCGGACAGACAGUUUCUCAGGAAUUCUUGCAUAUCUGGCGAAUGGGGAGAAGAACAAUCAUCUCUUCCUUACUUUCCAUUUAUUCCAGACCAGCCCUUUAGGGUUGAAAUACUUUGUGAGCACCCUCGUUUUAGAAUAUUCGUGGACGGACACCAGCUUUUUGAUUUUUACCACCGCGUUGAGAAGUUGUCAGCUAUUGAUACGAUAAAGAUAAAUGGAGAUCUCCAACUUACUAAACUUGGUUGACCUUGCUUUUUUAUUAAAAUAAAACAAACAGAAAAAGAUAAAAACCAAAAUUUUAGAUUCCAAAUUGGCUCAGGUGCCGUACACAUCUGUCUGAAGGAGCAAGCAACCCUUGAGCAACCUCCCUUGUAGGCAGACAUCACAGUUUCUUUCCAAUAAGCAGCAAAGAACAUGUUGAUGAACUGAAGAACUGCUUAUCCUAAUGAAGAAAGUGUGAUUGAUGAUUAAUAGAUACUGAGCCGUUCCCCUUUUUUCCUUUGGAAGUAAAAAGCCUACCCCUGCUGGAUAAUCAAAUUAUAAUGGAUCCUGGAAGAGUUACUUCAUUGGCUAAACUGCAGAAGCUAUUGAAAGGGCAGUUUUUGAAACAGUGCUAAAUAUAUUAUUAAACAGCAAGGAAAAAGUUUUCUUUUGAAAAUAUUGUUCCUGCACUUAAGUGGAUUAAUGUAAAUGUAACACAGAUCACAAAAGAGGGCCAAAUAUUGAAGUCCUUAUUCAGUGCCUAAUGCUAGUCUCAUUAAAAACAAUGGCAAAAAGUCCCAUGCACUUUAAUGGCACAUGAUUAGCUAGACACAGUGGCUGUAGUCCCGCACACUGUUCAGCACGCAUAUCCCAUUGAAUCAAGAGGACUUGAAUGUGCUCAAUUCUGCACUGGAUUGCAGCCCAGUUACUAUUGUUUCUACAGGAAAGGGCUGAAACUAGGUAAUGGCUUCUGAAUUUGGCCUUCGUAUUUUAGUCAGGGUAUGUGCAUAGAAUAUAGGUCAUUAAAUGUUUUUGCACAAUGUAAUAUUAAUACCGUUUUUAAAGCAUUCCUCUAGUUUAUUUAUUGAUACUCAUUGUGUUUAUGCGUGAACAGCAAAACUGAACAAUCGAACAGAUUUUGGAGGAGCAAAGUAUAAACUUUCUGAACGUACAAGUGUUCUUUGGGCAAAUAUUAACAUAUCAUUUUGGAAAAAAUGUCCUCUUUGUCUUUGGGCAGUUGGUGGUUUUCUUGUUCACCGAAGCUUGGUCUGUCCAUGUCAGAAACCAGAAACUGCUUUCAGUUUGUUGUAACUGCUGUAAAUGAUAAGUCAGAGCUAAUGGAUGUUUGGGGGACUCCCCCCUACACACACACACACAAGGAGUUUCUAGGUUUAUUGGUGUACGUCAGCUGCAGUCCUAUACCCACUUAACUGGGUGUAAGCUUCAUUGAACUCAACGGGACUUCUUUCUGAGAAAACAUGUAUAAGAUUGAUUGUGCUGUUAGAACUUGAGAAGACAGCUGUGUUUUUUGCAGACCAGUAACUUGUGGCUACUGUCCUGAUUGAGGGUGAAAUGAAAUUUUCAGCACAUCCAAGGACAAAAAAAAAUACCCUUUAUAAAUGGCCCAAUUAAUAACGUAGGAAAAUCAGAUACCUUCAUACAGACAAUAGCUCUUAGUGAUAGGUAUAACUGCGUUAUCCAUGUAAUUAUACUGCAAAAUGAACAAACACAGUGACUUUUCAUAGACUCGAUUUUGUAACCUUUGACAGUGUUUCACAGUGGGCUUCAAAGGACUUGUUUGGGUGUUAUCGACAUGUAUUUACAUUAUUUUUACCAUGUGUAUUAUAGCGAUUUUUAAAGACAUUUAUUAUGGAGACUUUUUGUAGCAUAACAUUUUUUAAAGGGAAAAAGGUAACAAAAUGAACUUAUGCUUGAAAAAUAAAGGGGGUCUCUCAGUCAAUCAAA
Messenger RNA from Rhineura floridana, 2637 nucleotides. RefSeq names its product galectin like (gene LGALSL). The transcript is spliced from 5 exons. The coding region runs from base 421 to 936 and encodes 171 amino acids. Gene Ontology annotation, molecular function: carbohydrate binding. The record is from RefSeq and is a predicted model, not a curated record. Lineage: Eukaryota; Metazoa; Chordata; Lepidosauria; Squamata; Rhineuridae.